Molecule: messenger RNA, 705 nt
Organism: Populus euphratica (Euphrates poplar)
Lineage: Eukaryota; Viridiplantae; Streptophyta; Magnoliopsida; Malpighiales; Salicaceae
Product: ubiquitin-40S ribosomal protein S27a
Exons: 1
Coding region: 75-545 (156 amino acids)
Biological process (GO): translation
Cellular component (GO): ribosome
Molecular function (GO): protein binding; structural constituent of ribosome
Source: RefSeq, a predicted model, not a curated record
UAAUAUAAAAGCUACCCGCUGCUCCUCUGCGCCAGCUGCGUCGCAAAAAAGAGGAAAGCAAGAAACCAGAAGACAUGCAGAUCUUCGUGAAAACCUUGACGGGGAAGACCAUAACCCUCGAGGUAGAAUCUUCAGAUACAAUCGACAAUGUCAAAGCCAAAAUCCAAGACAAGGAAGGCAUCCCACCAGACCAGCAACGUCUUAUUUUCGCCGGGAAACAACUAGAAGAUGGACGUACACUUGCAGACUACAACAUUCAGAAGGAAUCCACACUCCACUUGGUGCUUCGCUUGAGGGGUGGGGCCAAGAAGAGAAAGAAGAAGACUUACACCAAGCCCAAGAAGAUCAAGCACAAGAAGAAGAAGGUCAAGCUUGCUGUUCUUCAGUUCUAUAAAGUCGAUGACAGUGGCAAAGUCCAGAGGCUGAGAAAAGAGUGCCCAAAUGCCGAAUGUGGGGCUGGUACUUUUAUGGCUAAUCAUUUUGAUAGGCAUUAUUGUGGUAAGUGUGGCCUCACCUAUGUUUAUCAGAAGGCUGGUGGAGACUAACUGAAUCACCUUUAGACAGGACCCUGUUGUUUUUCAAAGGAUUAUUGUUAGGUUUUUGAGUUUUGACUGCUUAUGGAUUGUUGGUUGGAUUCUUUAUGGUUAACAAUAAGCUUUUGUUGGUUAAUUAUGUUUGCUUGAUGAGGGUUUUUUUUUUGGUGCU